GCAUACUCAAGUGAGCACUUUCCUGGACACAUCUGACCUCUUUUACUGCCCGACGUUCCGUAGGAAAGGCACGGACAGGCAGGAAGGAAUCUCUUAGUUAUAAGCCAGAAGGAGAGGGAGGGAAAAGGACUUGUGGGGGCUGCGUGCAUGCAGCGUAUGCUUUCAGGUCUCAGAUUACCUCUGGCACUGCUGUUGGCAGAACAGAGUUCCCCUUGGGUUUCCUUGGUGCCAUUCCUCCAUCUUUCCCUUUCCCUCUCGUUCUCUGUGUGGCCAUCACGAUCCCUCUAUGCAGGCACUGAUCAGAUGUCCCACCGCCAGAUCCUUAGCAUGGCGGCACACACGUGGAGGAGGGCGAGGAGGAGGAGGAGCAGUUUUGCUGCGGUGGGGCGCAACGACAGAGAGAUUAAGUAACGCCGUUGGAGGCAGGGGCACAUCCACAGAGAGACUGCGAAGUAACAGCGUGGGAGGCACAACCAAAUAUGUAUAUGAAUGCCGGAGACGAACAACAGUUUUGCCUAUUAACAGCGAACCGAUCCGUCAAAGUGCCGAGUUCGGCGGCUUCCCAAGGCUGCCGUCGCAAAUUCCGCAGAGGUCGUCAGUCUGGCAGUCGUCAGAGUUUCCGUCCUUCAGUCCGAUCAGAGAUUUCAACAGCGGCAGCAGGAGCAGGAUCAUAGCUCACAUCAGCAACAGGAGCAGGCAGAGACGUGGUCGCGCCAGCGCAGCACACACAUCCUGGUCAAAGGCAAAUGGUCUUGCAGCAAAUGGAAUUCGAAUUGUUAUCGUCGACUUCGAUGAAACGUGCACAGAGGAAGACACCUCAUUCAUUUUGGCGAAAGCAGCCAUACGAGUGGCGGAAAGGGAUGGCGAUCCGUGUGUCAGCGAUGGCGGGAGUUCCGGGACUGGUUGGGUCGGCAAGUCUGCAGACGACAAGUGGAAUCAUUGGGUGGCAAUGUGGACACAGUAUGAGCAGCAGUAUAAUGAAGCAGUCUCUGCUGCACUGGAUAAGGCGCUAGGGUCCUUGGGUCCGGGUAAUUUCUCCUCACAACCGACUGUUGAGUGGAGUGGUGAUCGAAGGCGGCAAGCACUGAAGGUGUUCUCGAAAGAAAUUGGAAAGUUCCUGGAUAACUCUGUAGAAGUUAUGGCAGAAGACAAGUUGCUGGCGGGCAUUCGCCUCGGAGCGGUUUCAGAGGAGGUGGCUAUGCUUAGCAGUACCUCUCUGCUACGGGCUGGCUGCACCGAGACGCUACACAAACUGGUCGAUAAGGGCAUUCCCGUCCAAAUUGCGUCUCUGAACUGGUCCAAGGAGUUGAUCCAAGCCGUGCUCGGGCUUGAGGGAAUCGAAGUCCAUGCGAAUGAGCUCGAUUAUGAAGACGGGGUGUCGACAGGAGUGAUCAAAGGCGAUCUAAACACUCCUGAGGAAAAGGAUGCAGUUGUUGAGUCAAUUGUAAGAUCAGCGUUGCAGACUGCAGAAUGUGACGGACAGAGUGGGGAGCAGGGGUCUGAAGGACUGGUGGUUUUCAUUGGCGACAGUACGUUCGAUAUCCUUGCGUUAUCAAAAGCCGAUGCCGGCAUCAUCAUAGGAGAUAAUCAAGGGCUUAAGAGAGUGAUCGAGGCUUUCGGAUUUCAGGUGCGGCCAUUGUCGGAUGCUUGCAAGGAAAUUAGGAACAGCCUGGAUAUGGCGAUGACAGGGAGCAGUAAGGGAGGGAUGGGGAAACAGGUGGGAACGACCUGGCGCACCGCCGAAAGUGGAAUCCUGUACAAGAUUCACAACUGGGCAGAUGUGCUGGAAUUGGUUGAUGCCACGUCAUGGCCAAUGUCAGACGACGGAGCCCAAGGUGGCACAGAACCAGCCACCUCCGGCCCAACUUCAUCUGACGGUCUGGAUCCAGACAGCACUAAGGUGGUUGCUUCGGCUCCGGCUUCUUGUGCAGCGACAGCUAGCCGCUCACAAUGGCCAGGAAGUUGCAGCCCUCGGAAUGGCUGGGGAUGGAGGCCGAUGCGGUUCUCUGUGUCGUGUGCUGCCUCGCUUUGGGGCGGAGGUCGGCCUGCUGCGGCUGCGGUGGGAGCAGGUGUUCGAAGUUAUAUAAGCUCUACGACAGAGGAGAACACCUCCUCCUCCUCUACAACAACAGCUUGGCUGUCAUCUGGGCUCCGUCCUUUCACAGUUGCCCUUUGUCAGGAAGAAUCUGAAGAAGAAGAAGACGGAGUAGCUACGCCAGAGCUACUGGCCACUGCUGCUCCGUCGCCACUGUCUGGCCCCGGCGCCUCUCAUAAGUCAUUGCCGUUGUCCACCUCCUUACCCUCCUCCACCUUUUCUGGGGAUUCAACACUUUUUGCAAGAUCAUUGCUGGCGUCCCAAAGGUUGAUGGGCCAUUCUGAGUCGAAGACGAGGUCAGUGGGAUGCUUUGCGUUGCCCUCAUCCUCGCCUGAUGUUGCUGUGGCGGCAAUUGAAGAAGCCGUGCCGCGUGUCCCAUGCGUGCUGACAAUCGCAGGCUCUGACUCUGGGGCAGGAGCCGGGAUACAGGCAGAUCUCAAAGCUUGUGCAGCAUUGGGGGCUUUCUGCUCAACUGCAGUCACAGCCAUUACUGCACAAAACACCAUUGGAGUGCAGGGUAUUCAUCCAGUUCCAGCUUCUUUUGUUGGGGACCAGAUUGUGUCAGUUCUCACAGAUAUUAAAGCCGAUGUGGUGAAGACAGGGAUGCUCCUCAAUGGAGACGUUGUCCGUGCAGUGAGUGACACUCUAAGGAGACAUCAUCGUGGAGCUGUGGUUGUUGAUCCCGUCCUCGUGGCGACGAGCGGCGACAUGCUUGCGGAGGCCGACCUGCUCGAUGCUCUCAGGGGUAGAGGUCAUCUUGGAACCUCUUGCCCACAAGGAGGAUCACGAGGAGCAGGGGGAAAGCGGGUUGCAUUGAGACAAACUAUGCUUCAGGAAUGCGAGAGUAAACCAGGUGUCUGGUACAUCAAUUCCGCUCAGUACAGGGGAUGGAUAUUUGAUGACAACCUGGAAAGCCCAAGGURGGUGUGGGUGUUGAAAAAGGAUCCAACGGUAAAACCGGACAUCUAUCCGCCCUAUGRUAGCAGGUGGAGACACACUGGAGCUAAGAGAAUGGAGGACAAAGAAACGGGUUUUAUUGUUAAACCCAUGUUGGAUGAUGCGAUCAUGCARGAUGUCGAACARAGAUURAAACUCAUGGGAGAACUGCACGAGGUUGGAAAAAAUGCAGAAUUGGCUUUCUUGGAAAAUGCAGAGGCCAGAGCGCAGCAGCGGGUGCAGGCAAGAGUAGGGGAAGAGGGGUCAAAAGAAAUGGAGGAGGGUAAGGGAGACAACAUGGACUGUGAGGAAGGAGGAAGUAAAGGACCAGAGAGAGGGACUUCUUCCACAAAGAGGAAGGGAGAGUCAAAGGGGGAGGAUGGAUCUAAUACUCAAGAAAGAGGGCCGCAACUGGGGAAAAGGAGACAAAAGACCCAAUCAGGGGAGGGGGCUACUUCAGGGGAGGAUGAGGAGGAGAGUGGAACAAGUAAGGAAUCAUCAGGGAGUUCGGGGAAGGAGAGUGAGGGAGACACAAGCUCACAGAUUGUACAGGCAGAGGAGGACCAGAGGGAGAGCGCAGCGGACACAGUAAGCGAAGCUUCAUCAGAGGAAGAAGAAGAAGAGGAAGAAGAUGAGCAGGAAGACACAGAUGUGGAUGACUGGUCAAGGGAGCGAUGGAUAAAGGAGGUAGAGCAGCUGGAAUGGGGGAGGACGAUAGAGUGUGAAAUUAGACUGGCCCACCAUAAACACCUGAGGAACCUCCAACAAUCCACACAAGCAGGGGAGGAUAUCACAUCAGAGAACAGGUUCGAACUGCUAAGGAGGGAAGGAGAAAUCAACGAAUUCUAUGCAUCUCAGUACGCAAGUAAGACCCGCACAGUAAGGAAUGAGAUCCACAUAAAGCAGGAAGAAUAUGAGAGGAUAUUCCAAUGGCCAAAGACUUAUCACAGGAAGGAAAGGAAGAAGGACAGCAAGAAACGCAAGGCGCAAACGGUGGAGGAACAAAGCAGCGCAGCCGGUGGGGGAAAUGACUCAAUGGAGGAGGCAGCAAUGGAGGAGGAUCGAGAGAAGGGAGAGAGUGAAGAGGAAGAGGUACAGGAUUUGAGAAGGCAAGCUGCAAUAUUGGUGGUACGGGUAAACUUACUCAAGGACGAAAACAGGGAACUGGAGGACGACACAGUGAAUGUACAAAAAAUUGCAAAAGGCCACUGGAAGGAGAUUGAAGCUGCAGCCCGUUUGGAAGUUAAGAAUGGGACGAGGAGGAGAGUGGUCUUACCCUGUCGAUGGAAUGCAAGGCACUCGGACUGGGAGGUGGCAAUCAACCAGUCCUUACAGUUGUUAACGACCCYGUUGGAAGAGUGUUCAAGAUCGGAUCUUCAGAGAUUAAUAGKGGUUGAGGUACCAGAUCGGGCCUUUAUAUUGAGGGAGGGAGGAGAGGAACCGAUGACAAUAGGAGAGGAAGGAGAGGACGAGACAACAACUGAUUUCGGACCGCUACUAUUCCAAAUGGGGGCGGAAUCCGAACUGAGGGAGGGUUUGAUUUGGAUGCCUUGGCAGGUGGUGGAGACCAUUCCCUAUGGGCUGCUAGGGGGGGAACUAGGGGCGGAAUGGGUGGCGAGGUGCGCAACGGUUGCAGUGAAGGUGGAGGCGUUGGCUUGGAAGCCGAAUUUCUUCGAAAAGAGGGAAACACACCUACAAGAAUCUGUUGGGCACCAGAAAACGAAGUACCAGAUAGAGAAGAAACUGCAAAGAAUUAAAGCAGCAUGGUGGGCCCCAACAGCAAACAACCAUUCCACGAGAGUGGUUAUACUACAGAACAAAAGGGCGAAAGCGGCAGACAAGAUUAUCAUCACAGAAACAAGGGUGGAUGAGGAGGAGGGAAGAUGGGACAAGAUUGACUUCGAGCUGCAUGAGGAACCCUACACGCUACUGUCGGUUUACUGUCCUAACGGUUAUCAACAAAGAUUAGAUAUGAUCGAAAGGCUCAAGGAACUCCUGGAUGGGAAUAGGCACCUGAUCUUAGCAGGAGACUGGAAUGGCACCUUAGAUCCUAGCCUAGAUAGAAUCUCAGGGGGCUUUAGAUCACAGGAGGAGGGCUGGACAGAAGAGUCGCUACCGAUUCAUGGGCUAAUGACGAAUUUAGAACUGAUAGACCCUUAUAGGAAUGAGCUGAUUCCACUGGCAGAUAUCAUCACACCAAACCUUCCGGAAGCAUCUGCACUUCUUGGCGGGAGGAAAAUCGUUGAUGUUGCCGACAUGCGGGCAGCUGCUGAGGCAAUCUUUGGCCUUGGCUGCAAGAGCGUUUUGGUGAAAGGGGGGCAUCUCUCAACAACAAUUGCAAAUAGAGUUGAUGUAUUCUUUGAUGGGAAGGAAUGGCAUGAGCUUCGAGCACCGUCAAUCAGCACGAAGAACACACAUGGCACUGGCUGUACGCUGGCAUCAGCAAUUGCAGCUGGGUUGGCAAAGGGGCUUCCAAUUCUGGCAGCUGUGCAGGAAGCAAAGUCGUACAUAACGGAAGGUCUGAGCAGAAGUGUCUCGUUCCGUGUAGGGACUGGCCGUCAGGGACCAAUCAAUCACCUCUUUGCUCUGCCCGAGUGGUCGAGAUACGAGCAAUAUUCUGCAGUGAUGGAACCGAGUCCAGGGUCGCCUAGAGCACGGUUCAAGGCGGAUGAUUUAUUCCUCUAUGCUGUCACAAGCUUAGACAUGAACCAGAAAUGGGGAAGAUCCAUGGUCGAUGCCAUCUCAGGGGCAAUUGAAGGAGGUGCAACGUUCUUGCAGCUCAGGUUGAAGGAUUCUGACACCCGCGACUUUUUAAGGAUGGAAGCAGCAUACCAGAGCAUAGAGAAGACGGAACCGUUGAGCACCAGGGUUCGACCGAAGACAGACAUGUAGAUGCUGGACCAUGUGUCCACUUUCCGCAGCAUCUUGUUUUGUUUCUUAAAAAAGGAGGUCAGUUUUAACAGAUGUGUGUCCACCAUCAUUUCUCAAUUUGUGUGUGUCCUUCUUGUGAAGCGCCCAUUCUAGUCUUUCUCUGUAUCGUUCCAAUUUUAACAGAUGUCCCAAUUUCUCCCAAAGGACAAGGCCCAGUUUUGGUUCCUGUUUGAGGCUGUUUCUCUUUCCAAAUUUUUUUUUUUUUUUUUUUUUUUUAAAUCAGGUCCUUAUGGUCCCGUCUCCAUAUCCAUUCUGGGGAGCGUCAGUCCGGUUCCUUUCCACCGGCAAGUCGAGAAUGAAAUACAUGGUGAACA
This is a messenger RNA of Chara braunii, 6276 nucleotides long. The record is from the annotation of a GenBank genome assembly. Lineage: Eukaryota; Viridiplantae; Streptophyta; Charophyceae; Charales; Characeae.